This is a messenger RNA of Debaryomyces hansenii CBS767, 2178 nucleotides long. RefSeq lists its product as uncharacterized. Gene Ontology annotation, cellular component: nucleus. The record is from RefSeq and is a predicted model, not a curated record. Bases 1 to 2178 code for a protein of 725 amino acids. The transcript has a single exon. Lineage: Eukaryota; Fungi; Ascomycota; Pichiomycetes; Serinales; Debaryomycetaceae. Gene Ontology annotation, molecular function: protein binding.
AUGGAUAGGGUAUAUACUCACGACUUAGAAAAGCUAAAAUACGAAGAUGGUAUUGCAAGAUUAGCAACCUUUGAGGUACACGGUCGUAGUUCAAUCUCAAAGCUAGGAUUUGGAAAUGAUGAUAUCAAAUUAAUACAUGGGAAUGAAGGACCAGAAAAAAGAGGAAUAGCAGCUAAGCGGGACCUCAGCUUAAACCGAUUAGUUAAGAUAUUUGAGCCUAAAUUGAAAACCAUUAACAGCUUGCCGCUGGAAAGUUGUAAUGAUUCGUGCAAAAAUGUUUGUCAAAAUUGUUUGGCGGCAAGUACGUUCAUAGACGACGAAGUGCCAAAUUUUGUUGGAUAUGAAAAAUCAAGUCCAGAGGGUAUCGAAUCAUGUAUAAGCUCUAAGAUGGUAACUUGUGAAAGAUGUCGUAUUUACAAGUAUUGUAAUCAGGAGUGUUAUAAUGCUCAUUGGAAUCAAAUACACCGAUACGAAUGCCAAUUAUUUGGCCAAAUAAUGAAAAAUAGUCAAUUUAAAGAUGAAGAUAGUCUUUCAGAAUUUAUUAGGCAUGGGAUUAAAUUAUAUAUUCUAUGUGAUCUUGACCGAGCAUACAAAUCUCGAGUAUUUGACCUAACGUCACACAGUAGCAUCAUAGACUCUGACGACGAAUAUUCUUGGUUACAUGAGUAUACUAAAUGUAUUGUAAGAGCAAUAGAUUUGAAUAUGGAUUCCAAAUUAUAUGGCUAUAUUUGGAAACUUUUAUGCAUUAUAUUGGUCAAUUCUAGUGUCCUUAUGAACGAAUACCAAGAGGCGAUAGGUUUCAGUUUUGAUCCAGAUUUUUCGUUAUUAAACCAUUCCUGCAUUCCUAACACACUAGUUAUACCCUUAAAUCAUUCAAAAUUUUCUUUGGUAGCUACAUUUCCAGUUGCUGAGAACAAGGAAAUUUUAACCAAUUAUUGCUUUACAAGCUGCCCUAAGGAAUUGAGAAAUCUGGAAUUGCAAAGGAGAUUUUUCUUCCGCUGCAAUUGCAUUUUGUGCAAACAGAAAUUCGACUGGUUUUUUUCAUACAACUGUUCUGCGUGUGGUAUGUUAUUAUGUAGCUUAACUUUCAAAGACUUUUUCUCUGAUGAUUUAUCUAAAGGUUUGGUGUUUAAAAAUCAAUAUAAUGUUGAUUUUUGCAGCAAUUGUGGAAAACUCAUCAAUAAAGAUGUUCUCAAAGAAACAAGAAAAAGUCAUCAACAAUUACUAGCGAUAAUCUUAUAUGAUCUUUACAAUAAUAGUUUGGAUUAUAAACUGGAUGAUACUCAUAUUAGUAAAGAAAAGUUCUAUGAAAAAAUUAAAAAAUUUAUGAUUGACGUUGACUUAGUUAAUCUUUCAGGAGACAAACUAAUUGAAUUUAUCGAUUCACUUCAAUUAUCAACAUAUAAAGUACCAUCACAUAGCUUGAAUAAUAUUAGAAGCAUUUGCAUAUAUCUUCGUCAAAAUAAAAUCGUCCCAAGCUAUUGCUUUCCAUUGAAUUAUGUUAUUUCAGGAUUUAAUGAAUACGACUUAAUUUCAUAUAUUGGGAUUUCCAACUUGGACAAAGAUUAUUACGUUCAGUGUCUUGCGAUGAAACUCAAAAUAGAUAUGCAAACGUAUUUUGAAGUCAAAAUUCCGGGAGAUCUAACAGAUCUGAAAAUAUCAACAAUGAUAUACUUCAAAGAUAUAAGUCAACAACUACUCACAUUAGCAGAGGUUAUUAUUAAAUAUGCCAUUGAUAUUCCUAUUAUGAAUGAAUGGAUUAAAGAUAAAGAACAACUCCUUGAAACAUUAAUAAAGUGUGCAUCAUUUCUUAAUUUACAAGCAAUUGAUGCAUAUUUACCACUUUCCAUAAUGAAUAACAACUAUACAAUGCUUUCUCAAUUAAUCGACAUCGGCAAACAAAUAAGGUAUUUGAGUACGAGUAAAAAUGUCAAGAGUAUUCCAAAGGAAAUACCCAUAUGGUAUAACAAAAAUCCAAGGAACUUCGAUGACCAAAUGUUCGUUACACACUUGAAAGAAUUAUUCAAGUUUGCCGAUAUACCUAUUACAUACAAAAACUCAAAUUUCAAACUUCAGUUCGCAGAUAGGAAUAGAAAGCCGCUCUUUAAACCUGUCCUUCUAUUGAAAAGUAAAGAUAUGGACUCACUCCAAAUAACCAACGCAUGUAGCAAUGAAUAG